This is a messenger RNA of Malus domestica (apple), 615 nucleotides long. Its product is annotated as metallothionein-like protein type 2. The record is from RefSeq and is a predicted model, not a curated record. Lineage: Eukaryota; Viridiplantae; Streptophyta; Magnoliopsida; Rosales; Rosaceae. Gene Ontology annotation, molecular function: metal ion binding.
UAUAAAUUGAGGGUCAUGGGCUCCCCUGAAUACUCAUUCAAAACAGAGUUGUGGUCAUCUGCCUUAUUGUCAUCAAUCCAAAAAUGUCGUCGUGCUGCGGUGGUAAAUGUGGUUGCGGGUCCGGCUGCGGCUGCGGCAGUGGCUGCAACGGGUGCGGGAUGGCUCCUGAUCUGAGCUACAUGGAGGGGUCCACCACUGAGACCCUUGUCAUGGGAGUUGCUCCCCAGAAGUCGCACUUUGAGGCAUCUGAGAUGGGAGUUGUAGCUGAGAACGGAUGCAAGUGCGGGGAUAGCUGCACCUGCAACCCCUGCAAGUGCACCAAGUGAGUGACAGAUGUCACCUUCUGACGAAGCAAGAGAAUCGUGGGGCUUCUAUGUUUAGCAGUAGUAAUCUAUGUGUGUGUCUGGUAAUUAUGAUCCUAAUGUACCAAGGUCGUGUUGUUAGAAUAAAGUAGCCAUGGCUUGCCCUCUGACCUGCAGAUCCACUAGGCAAGGAUCUGCUGAGGAUGAUCCUAGGUUAUGGCUGCUUGUGUCUCUGUUUCUAUCAUGUGUUGUGUAGAGUUGGAUCAUACUGUGUGUGAUGAAAUGAAUGAAAAACUUGCAUGUUUUACUUUAA